ACGUACGCCAUCGUCAUUUCAUUUAGUGGUAUUCAUCAAGCACAUCAUGUUGUAUCAUCCAUUCCUACCAAAUAAGCGGAAAAUCGACUUUGUAUUAUUUUGUGUGUGAUAAAAACUGCCGAUUAUCAAGGUCGAUUUUGGGAAGCGGCUAGUUCAACGCAGAGCUGUUUUAAAACGCCCGCGUGCAAUGGGUUACGUUAAAAAUUCAUUGCUCUUUAUGUUAGUAAUAUGUGCUUGCCACGGACAACUCGUCGACAGGGUGUUCCCGACGUUAGCGGCAUCUACCCGAGAACUAACCAAUAUACUAACAGGGCAACCCCUAAUCGCAGCAGUUGCUAAAGCUGCCGGCGAUAUUUUCGCGGGCACACUCAAUAACUUCAGCAGAAUUCCAGUCGCCGUAGCACGGACGAUUGGCUAUCACGGAUCACCAAGUAUCAUAAACGAGAGAAAUUUAUUUGGCCCAUCCUCUGAUCGUAUACUCACAGAGUACAAAGCGGGCCUGGGAAACGAGGAUACGAUACUUAGUAUCGGAGAACUCAUCGUAAAAUAUGGAUAUCCUCUCGAAGAGCACGAUGUAGUCACCGAAGAUGGCUAUAUUUUAAAGAUGUUCCGGAUACCGAGGAACGGAUCUGUCGUACUACUAAUGCAUGGAUUGUUCGGAGGCGCUGAUGAUUACGUGAUUGCGGGACCAAAAAGCGGUUUGGCUUACCUUCUAGCUAACGACGGGUACGACGUGUGGUUGGGGAAUGCCAGAGGAAACAAGCACUCGCGGCGACACGUCAGCCUUCAACCCUCCGAGGCGGUAUUCUGGGAUUUUUCGUGGCACGAAAUCGGCAGCUACGACUUACCGGCUAUGAUCGACUACAGUCUCGGAAAGACCAAUAAAAACUCAUUAUAUUACAUUGGCCAUUCGCAGGGCACGACCACCUUCUUUGUUAUGGCUUCUCAAAGACCGGAGUAUAAUCAAAAAGUGGCUCUCAUGAUUGCAUUGUCUCCGAACGCUUACAUGACCGAAGUGAAAUCACCCUUUGUUCGUCUGUUUGCUCCUGGAACGCCUCUCAUUCACGCGGUAUUGAAGAUCUUCGGUGUUUAUGAGUUUCCAUCGGAUAAUAUACUGUUGCGUAUUCUUCGAACUCUGGUGUGUGGGCUGGGUCCGUUGUCGGAGUUGUUGUGCAGCAACGUAUUGAUGCUAUCAGUGGGUAUUGGCUUUGCUGAAAUGAAUGCAACAAAUCUACCAGUGAUUUACAGCCACGAGCCGUCCGGUGCGGCGGUCAAGCAGGUGGCUCAUUACGGCCAGGAGUUCGUGUCAGGAGAGUUCCAGCAAUACGACUACGGUGCAGAGAUGAAUUUAAAGAAGUAUGGCCAAGAGGUGCCACCGAGUUAUCCCCUGGAGAAAAUCACGGCUCCGGUAUCCUUGUUUUACAGCGACAGCGAUUGGAUGGCUCACCCUGAUGAUGUUGACAAGUUGUACAACAGAUUGCCCAAUUGUAUAGAUAUUUAUAAAAUACCAAGGAAGCAAUUCAAUCAUUUGGACUUCAUAUGGGCGAAACAUUUUAAAAGUAUCAUCUAUAAUAGAGUACGGAAAUUGUUAAGGGCAUUCUCUACAAAUUAACUAUGAAUUUAUAUUUGUCAUAGCAAUCAUAUUUUAUUUGCAUUUUCAAAAUAAAGUGUAUACUUCAUUAUCGUAA
Galleria mellonella (greater wax moth) is the source of this 1688-nucleotide messenger RNA. Its product is annotated as lipase 3-like. The record is from RefSeq and is a predicted model, not a curated record. The transcript has a single exon. NCBI's taxonomy places the organism in Eukaryota, Metazoa, Arthropoda, Insecta, Lepidoptera, Pyralidae. Gene Ontology annotation, biological process: lipid metabolic process. Bases 188 to 1612 code for a protein of 474 amino acids.